UAAAUACACCGGGAGAUUUCGCUUUACGUCUCUGACCGUCUCCACAUCGCGGCUGGAUGAUGUAUGGAUCCAUUUAGCGGGUAGUCGGAUUUGCCACCCAUCAGCAACGGGGAGUGGGCAAUAGAUAUAAGGACAGAUAUCUCAGUAGUUUAUUGUUAUUUUCAUUUGCACUGGAAAACGUUAACAUUUGGUCACUGGGCUCCUCUGCUUUUAAAAAGAGAAAAGAAAAAGAAAAACAUGAACAUGGACAACUUUGUCAUCUGCGGAGGAGAAAGUGAACUGCACGCUUAAAGUGGGGGGAGAUCACAGUUUGUGAGAGCCAGAGCUGCGAUCCCCUCGGAUUGAAGAUUAUGUUGGGUUGACGACGUCUGAAGGACACCGAGAACGGGAUUAGGUCGUGUGCAGUCAAACAUACUUCUCAUUAUUACUGCGUGUUGUCCUCUGAAAAUUUGCGCAAUAACCUUUGAUGACUUGGAAUAUAGCGGCUGCGCCCGUAAGGGCAAGCUGUUGGAGGUUGGCAAGCUUUCAUCUGGCUGGACACAGUCAUGCUGAUGUUGUCUCCUGGAGCAUGUGCACAGUGCUUCUAACAGUGGGCAGGCAAUAAGGCUUGACAGAAGAUGCGACGGGGGCGGUGGCUUGUCAGAUGGCUGGGGACCGGAAUGGCAAUCCUCGCUUUGCUUACCCACAGCUGGGGCCAGAAUACAGAAGACUGGCAGUAUGAGGAGUGUAAGCUGUCUCGGCCGGGCCCUCCUGCAACCAUAGUGACCAUUGAUGAGGAGAGUCCCAAUGGUACGGUUUUGGUGGAAAACAUGCAAAUCAAUGGCAGGGCCCAGGACCCAGGCAGAACCAUCUCUCUGACUCUACUUGACAACUAUGAUUACUGGGUUAUACUGGAACCAUCACGGCAGAGACUUUACCUCAACAGCACCGGGCGCAUUCUGGACAGAGAUCCACCUAAUUACAUCACAACGAUUGUGGUUCAGGUCCAAUGCACCAAUGAGCUGGUUGGUACGGUUAUUUUACACGAAGUUCGAAUUGUUGUGAGGGACAAGAAUGACAACAGCCCCCAGUUUCAGCAGCCACGCUACUAUGUUUCAAUAAAUGAGCUCACGCCAGUUGGAACUACCAUUUUCAGCGGCUUUUCAGGAAAUAAUGGUGCGACAGACAUUGAUGACGGGCCCAAUGGACAAAUAGAAUACAGCAUCCUUUACAAUCCCAAUGAUCCGGUAUCUAACAACACAGUAAGGGUUGGGAACACACUUUCAGGAAUUAUUCUCCUGGCUGGGAGGCUAAACUACGAGGACAAAACUCGCUACCUGGUAUUGGUCCGAGCCAGUGACCGUGCUCCUUACCCACCAAACAGACUCACCGCUACCACAACUCUGACUGUGGAUAUCUUAGAUGGAGAUGACCUGGGUCCCAUGUUUCUGCCUUGCAUUUUGGUGAACAACACCCGUGACUGCAACCCACUCACCUAUCGUGCUGCUAUCCCUGAAUUUACUGAACCGAUUAAACUGAACCCACUGAAUGUGACCCCACCUAUCCGUGCUGUGGACAUGGACAGGAACAUCCAGCCCCCAUCGGAGAGACCUGGCAUUCUUUAUUACAUCUUGGUUGGUCAACCAAACACAUAUUCAGAGUAUUUCUCCCUGAACCGGACCACUGCAGAGUUGCGCGUUCUGAAACCAAUCAGCAGAGACUUGUAUCAGAGGUUCACUCUUAUCAUAAAGGCAGAACAGGACAAUGGACAUCCCCUGCCAGCUUAUGCUGACCUCAUUAUUGAAAUCCUGGACGAGAACAACCAGGCGCCAUAUUUCCAGUUUGCCACCUAUCAGGGAUACGUGAGUGAGGCCUCCCCAGUGGGCACCACCAUCUCUGCCAGUGCCAACCUCACGGCUCCGCUAGGAAUCAUUGCUUUGGAUAAUGACAUUGAAGAGACCAAAGACCCUAUGGUGAAGAUUACCCUGGAUGACUACACCACAAUUUUCAGCCUGACCCCAACUGGUAUAAUCCGCUACCUGAGGAUUCUGAAACCUGUGGACCGGGAGAAGCAGAUGACCUAUACUUUCACGAUGGUGGCAUCAGAUGGUGUCCAACAGAGUAGUCCAGUAACUGUCAACAUCCUGGUUAUUGAUGCCAAUGACAAUACGCCUACGUUUGCUCAGGUCUCCUACAGCGUUGAAGUCUUUACAGACAUGCAGCCAGGGGAGACGGUGCUACAGUUAACUGCAGCGGAUGCUGAUGAGGGGCUGAAUGGCCUGGUAACGUAUGAGAUUCUGGCUGGAGCCCAGGGAGAUUUUGUUAUUAAUAAUCGCUCUGGACGCAUCACUGUGGUGCCUGGUGUCGUCUUAUCUGUGGGACGAUCUUAUGCACUGACGGUCAAAGCCUCUGAUAAUGCACCUGAUACCCAGAGAAGGAGCUCGAUCACUACAGUCUAUAUUGAGGUUUUACCACCCAACAACCAGAGUCCUCCCCGCUUCCCCCUCAUCACCUACAACCUGGAGAUCAGCGAGGCCAUGAGGAUUGGAGCUAUUCUCCUCAAUCUGCAAGCAACAGACAGAGAAAAUGAUCCAAUCACGUAUCAAAUUGUGAGCGGAGAUUCACAGAAUGUCUUCAACCUCUCUCGAACGAUUGGCCUUUUACUUCUGGGCAAGCCUCUGGACAGAGAGAUCACAGACCAGUACCGUCUGAUUGUCACUGCUUCAGACGGUAACCCUGGAGGGACGUCCACUGCUACCGUGAGCAUAGUGGUGACUGAUGUCAAUGACAACGACCCAAAAUUUAACAUCACCCUCGGCACCAAUUUUACUGUUCAAGAAGAACAAGGCGAUCUAUUUGUUGGACAAGUCAGGGCCACUGACCCUGAUGCAGGAGCCAAUGGUCAGGUUUACUACCGGAUUGUCAAUCAUCCUGACUUGUUUGUAAUCAGUGCCAACGGAAGCAUCUACACAAAACGAUCUCUAGACAGAGAGUUAAGAGAUCAGUAUAGCCUCAUAGUUGAGGCCUCAGAUGGGGCGGUAGACCCUAGAAGAACCACCUUGACGCUCUUAGUCCAGAUUUUGGAUGUAGAUGACAACAGCCCGGUCUUCUCACAGCGAGACUAUGUGGUGAAUGUACCUGAGAACAGCCCAGUGGGGACUGUGGUUCUGAAACUAAGUGCUGUGGACGUAGACCUCUUUUCCAACAUCACAUACCGCAUCAAGACUGAGUCAGCCAGGCAGCUGUUCUCUCUUAACCCUAUCACUGGGGAACUAGCUGUGCUGCAGACCCUGGACUUCGAGGGUCUGGCAGUUAUAGGCAUGGGGGCUUCUUACACUUUCCAGGUAGAAGCUGUCAACCAAGGAGCCCGAAUGCCGCCGGGACAAGCUACUGUCACAGUUCGCAUCACAGACAUGAAUGACUUCUCACCUGUCUUCAGUCAAGAUCUGUACAAGGGCUUGGUGGCCCCCAAUGCAGAGAAGGGAACAGUCAUCACCACCGUUUUUGCUGCGGACCAAGAUCCACCAGGCACUCCGGCCAGUUUUGUGCGCUACAGAGUUGACCAGGAAAGGUCUCCUUACAGCGGGAGCAUCUUUGAUGUAGAGCAGGAAACUGGGAGAAUCAUCACCAAGGUCAACCUCAAUGAAGAGCCUAGCGUUACCUUUAAACUGUUUGUGAUUGCCUUUGAUAACGGGGAGCCGGUGAAGUCAAACAGUACUUUGGUGGAGAUCACUGUCCUUCAGCCCUCUCUCAUCCCGAUCUUCACUGAGGAAGAGUAUACGUUUCUGCCAGUGAAAGAGCUGUCUCCAGUUGGCACUGCAGUGGGGACUAUUUUAGCUGCUGCUAUGAAUCAAACCAUCUUCUACUCCAUUGUUGGAGGAAAUGAACUAGGUCACUUUAAGGUGAACAGCAGCAAAGGUGUCAUCUCCAUUGCCCAACCUCUGGACUAUGAGAAUAUAACCAGCUACGUUCUCAGGGUGCAAGCAGAUUCUUUGAGAGUUGUCAUGUCCAACCUGCGUGUGCCUUCUAAAACCAACACUGCCAAGGUGUUUAUUUACAUAGAGGAUGAAAAUGAUCACCCGCCCGUCUUCUCCAGAAAGCUUUACAUUGGUGGUGUGACUGAAGACACCAAGAUUUUCAGCUCUGUUCUCAAAAUAGUGGCCACUGAUAAGGACACAGGGAACUUCAGCGCCAUGGCAUACCGCCUAAUUAUACCUCCCACAGCAGAGGGCCAGAACAGCUUUGUCAUCGAGGCCUACACUGGGAUCAUUAAGUCAGCCAUCAUGUUUCGAAAUAUGCGAAGGUCCUACUUCAAGUUUGAAGUCAUUGCCACUGAUAACUAUGGGAAAGGUUUCAGCAACAGUGCUGAAGUGGUGGUUUCAGUAGUCAAUGCAUUAGACAUGCAGGUUGUUGUCUCUUCUGUCCCUCCCUACUUAGUAGAAGAGAAGAAGGAAGAGCUCAUUAGCAUUCUGGAGCGUCAUGUGCAGGACCAGAUUCCCGGUGCCAAGGUGAUCGUUGAGUCUAUCGGGCCACGUCGUUAUGGCGAUGGCUAUGAGCUGGAGGACUACACUAAGUCAGAUCUAAUGGUGUAUGCCAUCGAUCCACUAACAAACAGAGCCAUUUCACGACAGGAGCUCUUCAAGUUUCUUGACGGCAAUGUCUUGGAGAUCAAUAAAGAGGUCCAGCCACAUGUGGGCGAGGGUGGCCGCAUCCUUGAGAUCCGCUCACCAGACAUUGUGGCCAGUGUGAAGAAGGCUGCUCAAGCUGUGGGCUACACAGAGGGAGCGCUUCUGGCCCUGGCCAUCAUCAUUAUCCUCUGCUGCAUUCCUGCCAUCCUCAUCGUCAUGGUCACCUACAAACAAUUCAAAGAGCGGCAAGCAGAGUGUGCCAAAACUGCCAGGAUCCAGAUGGCUUUGCCACCGGGAGGGAAAACAGCUCCAGCCGCUGCCCCUACCGCUAACCUCUAUGAGGAGCUGGGCGACAGCAGCAUGAGGCGUGGCCCUGGCAGAAAGCAGCAACAACAACUGCUGAGGCCAUCUCUUCUGAGACCAGAGGAACUCUCCAUGGAGUCGGGCAUUGACCCAGGCCAAGACUAUUACGCACAGGACUAUUAUAAUUAUGACCAAGGAUAUGACUUUCCUCAGUAUGGGAGUCGGAGGAGGCUGAUAACACCCAUGUAUGAUGAAUAUGGUGAGGUGAUCAUGGAGGAUGAUGGGUAUUACUACAGUCCACAUGGCCCAGAGGGCCGUGGCAGAGGCCGGGGUGGCAUGAGAGGUAGAGGUCCACCAAAGAGAGUUGCCUUUAGGGACUUGCCACCAGAGGAUGAAAUAGUGCAACCUCAGGCAGCAGAGGAAGGUGAACCUUCUAAGGCUGCCAAGAGACUGAAGUCUGUCAUGAAACUCAGCAAACUCCUGGCAGCCGGCAAGGGAGGAAAGCAACCAUCUGAUGCCGGCCCUCCUGGCCCAUCUCCAUGGAAGAAAGCCAAGAUGCUCAAGAUGUUUGGCGCUGGAAAGAAGGACAAGGAUUAUGCCAAACUGAUGUCAGCCCGCCGUAUUGACAGCCAGGAUAGUCUUACGGACAGACCGGCAGUUAUUGGGCCAAUAGAUAGCAAGUCGGAUGCUCGCAGCCGGCUUAGCAAAGUUUUAAAGAGAAUUACCAUUGGCAACAAGUUGCAGGUCAGGAGGAAGUCACAGAGUAGUGUGAGUCAUGGCUCAGCCACAGGCAGCGAGAAAGAUGAGGAGGCUUCGCAGGCAGCCAGCGAGGAUGAAAGGAAGUCUAAAGUAUCUAUUAGUGUGACCGAAAGUGAGCCAGAAGAAGGUGCAAGUGGAAGCAGUAAGGAGAAAGACUCUGAUGAAGAAUCCUCUGAGAAAAGUAGUGUUGACAGAGAUUAUCUUAAAGUUGACUUGGAUAGAGAUGACACAAAUGAAAGCACUGUGGACUCAGAGGAAGAGCCUGAUGAAGAGCCAGGUGAUUCUGAUGAGGAAAGCAGGUCCAAAUCUGAAGAAGAUGAGGAAACAGAGAAGGACUCAGGCAGUGAAAAAGAAUCAGAGACUGAGGGAGAGUCAGAGUCAGAAAAGGAAUCAGUGUCUGAGAAGUCCUCAGCUACAGAGAAAGAGUCAGAAACAGAGAAAGAGUCAGAGUCUGAUGAAGAGUCCAGCUCUGACAAGGAAACAGAAUCAGGAACAGCAACAGAAAAGGAAACGAGUACAGAAAGGGAUUCAGCAACAGAAAAAGACUCAGAUGAAGAGUCUGAGGAAGAAGAGGUGUCUGAAAGCACUAGAGAAAGUGGAUCUUCUGCACGCACUUCUAUAAGAUCUUCAGCUACUGAGGCCAGCAGAAGGAGCAGCGCUUCCGCUACUGUUAGUGGGACUGACAGUAAAGGCAGUGAAAGUGCAAGUGAGAGUGGCAGUGGUAGUGUCAGAAGCGGUAGAUCUUCCUCUAGAUCAAGUGCGAGAUCAACACAGAGAACAAGCUCAACAAGAGCAUCCUCAGAGAAGUCCAGCGAAGAACUCAGUGAAGCUGAGUCAGGAACAGGGACAGCUAGUGACGCAGAAUCGGGAUCAGGGUCAGGUUCAGGGUCAGGAAGUGAACGGUCUUCAUCUUGGGGGUCCAGCAAGAAAAAAACAUCCGGUUCAGAGCUGAGUAAAAGAUCUUCAUCUGGCAGCCAGCAUUCCCUUGGAAGUGAGGGGAGUUCUGCUGGCUCCCAGUCCACUGGUGGAAGUCGACUUUCUCGAAAGUCUCUCCUGAGCCAUGGUUCAGAGGAUGCAAUCACAGAGGAGAGUGAGGAUGAGGAUGAGGAAGACUCUGGGACUGCUGAUGAGAGCAAAGACUCUGCAAGUGAGGUCAGUGAUGAAUCAUCAUCAAGAAGAUCUAGUGUAGUUUCUGAAGGCCCAGGACCCUCUGCUCCCUACCGUGGUCAGACUUAUAGUCCUGAGAUCAGAAGCACCUCUGAUGAGACAUACGGAGGCUUGUCCCCUAUCACUGAAGUGGACGAGGACGCCAUCUCAUCUGAUAAAUCUUCAGUCAGUGCAUCAAAGGGCUCAGAAGGCACUGAAGAAACAUCAGAUGGUGUUUCAGAAUCUGAAGGGAGCUCAACGGCCUUCUAGCAAGAUUUAUUGUCCCUGUGAACCUGGAAGAAAGAAACGGAUCAAACUUGUGGUUGAUCGGGAGAACGAGUCCAGCUCUACAGGAGAGGAAAGCACUACAGAGAGUCAACAGAAUAGACUGCCCAACAG
Messenger RNA from Xiphophorus couchianus (Monterrey platyfish), 7214 nucleotides. Its product is annotated as protocadherin-15-like. The record is from RefSeq and is a predicted model, not a curated record. Gene Ontology annotation, cellular component: stereocilium; plasma membrane; cell-cell junction. Lineage: Eukaryota; Metazoa; Chordata; Actinopteri; Cyprinodontiformes; Poeciliidae. The coding region runs from base 618 to 7085 and encodes 2155 amino acids. The transcript has 40 exons. Gene Ontology annotation, biological process: inner ear development; homophilic cell-cell adhesion; sensory perception of sound. Gene Ontology annotation, molecular function: calcium ion binding.